UGUGUGUGUGUGUGUGUGUGGGCGAAUGGGACUGUGUCAGUUUGUGUGUGUGGGUAUAUGGACACUGUCGUUUGACUGUGAGUGCGUCUUUCAAGUUCAUAUACUGUAUUUUGUUUUUGUUGCGAGUGUGCGUGGAUAAUUUUAGUGAUGUAUGUACAGCAUAUGUGACGUUUUGUCGUGUGUGAGAAUGUGCGUGCGUGCAAGGCCCGAUGUGGUUGCAUUCCAGCGGACCAAAGCCACCCGCCCCCCCCCAAGACGAACGUGAGCAGAAUGCAAAUGGCCGGGAUGUGACGGCCGCCCAACGGAACAUUCUUCCCGUGACGUCACCAAGGAGCCGUUGGCCGUCCGUCGCCGGGCUCCCAUUGGCCCGAGUCGAGCCGGCGUCCUAUAAAGGGAGCGGCCGCGUGGCCGGCAAACCUUCAUUCUGGUCCCCGGUCCCGGUUCCUGGUUGAAGAUGUGGCACUCGUCGUGGUGUUGUCGUCUGUUGAUCGCGGUGGCGGUGGUGGCGGCCUCGGCGUGGUGCUCGGAGCCGCUGGCCGAAGAGGUGGCGGCGCGCCGCGCCCGCUUCUCCUCCAACAGCCCCGCGGAGGUGGCGCGUUGCUUGAAUGGCGCGGUGGCGGUGGGCUGCGGCUUCUUCUCGUGCCUGGAAAACUCUACGUGCGACACGGACGGGAUGCACGAGAUCUGCGAGCUUUUCCUGCAGGCCGCCGCCACCUUCAACACCGAGGGCAAGAUGUUCGUGAAGAAGAGUUUGCACUGCGUGGCCCAGGGCAUCGGCAGUAAAGUUUUCCAAACCAUCCGCCGCUGCAACAUCUUCCAGAGGAUGAUCGCCGAAGUGCAGGAGGAAUGCUUCAUCACGCACGACAUCUGCAGCGUGGCACGUGAAAACCCGCAGGCCUUCGCCGAUGUCGUGCAAGUGCCCACGCACUUCCCCAACAGGUAUUACAGCACGCUGCUGCAGACGCUGCAGGCGUGCGACGGGCAGACCGUGGCGGCGGUGCGUUCAGGCCUGCUGGGUCGUUUGGGGCCCGAUAUGGAGACCUUCCUGCAGAUGGUCCAGACCAAAGAGUGCGACGCGGGGCAGGCCGCCGCCCCCUUCGACGACCCGUCCGCCUGGAGGAACGUGCCCGUAUUCAACGUGCAGCCCGGCUUCCGGGGUCGUGAUCCCACCCACCUCUUCGCCCGCAAGCGCUCGCUGGACGACCAGGAGGCGGCAGUACCACCAGUAGACCACCAGUAGACACCCCCCCCCCCACCCCCGGCCUGAUAUUUCCUUUCCUCUUUCCGCUAAUUUAUGCAUCGGACGGCGUCUUCGUGCCGGUCACGAAGCGUCGCAAUGCUACUUUUGUCUGCCAAAUAAAAAUGUUGACGCAUUCA
Molecule: messenger RNA, 1377 nt
Organism: Hippocampus comes (tiger tail seahorse)
Lineage: Eukaryota; Metazoa; Chordata; Actinopteri; Syngnathiformes; Syngnathidae
Product: stanniocalcin-like
Exons: 4
Coding region: 455-1240 (261 amino acids)
Biological process (GO): intracellular calcium ion homeostasis
Cellular component (GO): extracellular region
Molecular function (GO): hormone activity
Source: RefSeq, a predicted model, not a curated record